Messenger RNA from Ylistrum balloti, 4790 nucleotides. Its product is annotated as myoneurin-like. Gene Ontology annotation, cellular component: heterochromatin; chromosome; nucleus. NCBI's taxonomy places the organism in Eukaryota, Metazoa, Mollusca, Bivalvia, Pectinida, Pectinidae. The transcript has 5 exons. Gene Ontology annotation, molecular function: protein binding; DNA-binding transcription factor activity, RNA polymerase II-specific; chromatin insulator sequence binding. The record is from RefSeq and is a predicted model, not a curated record. Gene Ontology annotation, biological process: regulation of transcription by RNA polymerase II; rDNA heterochromatin formation. Bases 117 to 2339 code for a protein of 740 amino acids.
AACAAUGAACGAAAGUGACCAGAAGCAGGAAGAUUGAGCGUUAUCCACAGAAAUUCUGCAUGAAACAGCAUUUACCGAAACUUCAAGAUUAUCAACAUUAGAGAAAAGAAAUCAAGAUGAAUUACCAGAAGGUUUACAUGAACCAGAUCCAUUCCAGCUCUCUGCUUUGUCAGCUGUCUGCAAUGUGGAAAAAUCAAUUACUAUGUGACGCUAUCAUCAAGACGGGUCAAAUCAUUACUAAAGCCCACCGAGUUGUGUUGGUGGCAGCUUGUCCCAUGCUUCAGUCAAUGGAAAAUGCAGCGGCAGGUUCACAUCUAGAAGUUCGUCUAGCAGCCGAUAUCAAACAAGAAUCCGUCAACACAUUCCUACAGUAUCUAUAUGAAGGCUUCAUGAUGUUAACAGAAGACAAUGUUCGUGACGUUGAGAAAGUAGCCAGACUUUUACAGGUAGACAGUGUUAUUAAAUGUGUUGCUGACUUUUACAAAUGCAUGCAUGCCAAAACGGGUAUUGCAUUUCCUGGCACUCAAUACAAAUACAACUUUAAUGAUCUGAUAGAAUUCCGUCAUGUUCGUGUCACAGACUUACAGAAAACUGUUCAUGAUGGAGCGGCUAAACGAAUGUCAGAUUUUCCUCGGCCUGGAAGUCCAGGAAGUAAGCGACCAAGGUUAAAUAGAGGGGCAAGUCCCUCGGAUGGUACUGUGAUAGGGUCAGACAAAGCUGAUGAUACAGCAAGCAUGUCCCAUAGUUACAUGGCUGGAGCUCCAGAUCCCUGGGAUAGAGUCCCCAAACUGGGGUCAGGCAUGGGUCGUCAAGGUGCUACUGGGAAGAAUUCCCAGCCCGGUGUGAUAGAAAUUGUGGAAGAAAGUAUUGAACUUGUACAGACAGAGCCUCCAGAAAAAGAUUCUGGACAACCAUCAUCAUCUCGUUCAUCACAGAAGACAUCAUCAUCAAUAUCCAUUGCAAUAGCUAGUCAAUACAACACCGAUCCUGAUCUUAGUAUUGUGACUGUUCCAGAAAAGCCCUCGUCAGCAACACAACCGCCAGGGCCAAUUAGCUCGUCAUCCACACCUCAGCAAGGUUCAAUAACAGUCAGUCCUCUUACAGUAUUCCAGGAUUCUCAACAUGCCCAAUCAUCACCAUCUUCAUCUUCAUCUUCACGAGACUUGCCAGGUCUUGCCUCAUCUUCUACGACAGACAGACAAACAUCAUUUAGACAAGAGCAACCAUUCUCAGGAUUUUCACAAAAACAAGAUUCAGAAAAUGUGUUUUCAUCAUCAAAACAGCACCAGCAGCAGCCUCGUACCUCUGACAGUCAAAUGACUAGUACACCUCAACGAACGCCAUUCCCAGUGUCCAUUACUCCAUCAGCUAGUCAAGGAAAGCCAUUUGCAGCAGGCAGUGCCAUGCAAGCAAUGGUGACCAGUUCUCCUAUUUCCGUUUCUCAAAGUUCACCUGCCCCAAGUAGACCUAGGCCAACACCACAACCUGCAAUGUCCAUGAGUGUACCAGAUUCCAGUUCCUUGUCCAUGGAUGUUGGUCCAGGUGGUGAUGACGGCAAAGGAAAAAGCACAAAAAUUGAAAUUGCUGAUUCCAUGCAAGAAAGUACAGCCGACCUUACUCCUGAUUUAAGUAUAGUGAAGGUAGAGGCAGCGUUAGGUGAUGGAGAAACUGGAGGACUGGAUAUGCAUGUGGAUAUGGCUGAACAAAGUAUAAUGCAAAUGCAAGCUGGUGCAUCGCAUCAGGAAGAAUUUGAAGAACCAAGUGAUGCGGAAAUUGAGGAAUGGGCUCGAGAAGAAAUGUCAAAUGAAGGUGCUAACAUGAGUGGAGAUCCAAAUAGCUCUUGGUACAUGGGAUCUUACAAAGGUGAACUCUUGGUAGAUGACCGAUUUGGCUCCUCUUUUCCGUGUGACAGUUGCAAAAUUGUUUUCUCAUCUGCGGAAGAUUUAAAGACGCAUCAGAAGACUCACAGAAAUGGUCCCGAGGAAUUUACCUGUGAAGUCUGUCAUACUGAGUUUGUUGAUUCUUAUCAACAGAAAUCUCAUAUGAUGCAAAUGCAUGGGCAGGAAUUUAAACAUUUUUGUUUUGAAUGCGGAAGAGGUUUUAGAUCCUACCCAAGUUUCAAUAAUCACAAACGACUGUUUCACAGACCGGACUUGCAGUGUCCAAUUUGUGACAUUUGUAGGAAAAUAUAUCCAUUUCAAAACACUCUGGACAACCAUUACAAGAAACAUUCUGAGGUGCGAUCUUUUAAUUGUAAUCAAUGUGGAAAAUCGUACAAACACAAAAAGACAUUGAAAGAACACCUGUGUACAGAGCCAUUGCUGUUUAUACCAAAAUAAACUGAAGGUACCUGUCUAGAAUUGUAUAAUUCCGGAGUGGCAUCCUCUGUGGAAAUGCAUCACUUGUAAAUUGAAAUUACCAAUUACACAAACUUAAUUGAUUGAUGUGGAAUAGUUUGCUAUUCACAGUUGCUAAAACCGUACAAAUAUAUUUCUUCUGGUCUGGCCUAGUGAGGUAUUCUGACUUAGUUAUGAGACCUAUGAUUUAAAUAAUGGGUGAGAAAGAUUGAAUGGAUUUUUGUAGAGGUCAUUUGUUUGUCGACUGUGGAGAAGGUGAAUAAUUAUGUAGUAAGGCUAUUGGUUGAAAGUUUGAAUGAAACGGUAGAUAUUUUGUUGGUCUGUUCUCUGUGGGUGAAAUGUAAGUGAAUUUGCUGGGAGGUCAUCAGUUGGUUCACUUUGAGAUUAGAUUUAUAACGAGGAAAUUGGCUGGUUUAUGCUAUUGAAUUUGUUUCUGUGGAUUCUUUGAUUUUCUCAUAGUUGGGAACUUUGAAUUUUGACAACAUGCAUGUGACAACUUCAGAUAUGGUAAAUUACAUUCUCUUAAUUAAUGUGUGCUUUACAAAAAUAGUUCAAUAAAAAGGUUGUUACAUUUAAGAAAACUAUAUACAUCAUUCUUCUGACAUUAUUUCUGUAUCCCGGUAACUGAAGGUGUCCUGUUUCUCUGUUUCAUUCAGGUGAACUCUUGGUAGAUGACCGCUUUGGCUCCUCUUUUCCGUGUGAAAUUUGCAAUAUUGUAUACUCCUCUCCCGAAGACUUAAAGACGCAUCAGAAGACUCACAGAAACGGUCCCGAGGAAUUUACCUGUGAAGUCUGUCAUAUUGAAUUUGUCGAUUCUUAUCAACAGAAAUCUCAUAUGAUGCAAAUACAUGGGCAGGAAUUUAAACAUUUUUGUUUUGAAUGCGGAAGAGGUUUUAGAUCAUAUCCUUGUUUUAACAAACAUAAGAGACUUUUUCACAGACCUGACUUGCAGUGCCCAGUAUGUGAUAUUUGUAGGAAAAUAUAUCCAUUUCAAAAUACUCUGGACUAUCAUUAUAAGAAACAUUCAGAAGUACGAUCAUUCAGUUGCAAGCAAUGUGGGAAAUCGUACAAGUACAAGAAAUCUUUGAAGGAGCAUACCUGUAUUAAUUAGUCAACGCCCAAACUAGUUAAUGGAGGGGAUUACCAUGGCCAUCUGUCCUGUUGUGUUUCAAUAUCUUGAGAACCUCUUGACAGAUUUACUUGAUAAUCACCAGAUCAGAUGCUGUUUCUGAAAUGUAGCAAUCGCUGUUUCCAAUGUUUGGUGGUGAGAAGUCAUGCUUCUAUUGAUUAUAUAGAAGAGUUACUUGAAAUUGAGAUAUGCAAGAUUUUUUUUUCUCUACGAAAAUAGCUUGGUGUAAAGAAAUGGCUGAUAUGAGAACAAGUGGUGGUAGCAAUAUCCCUUUAUGAAUAACAAGUGGUAUCAGUUUUGUCUCUCUCUUAUAUGGCCUUUGCUAUUCUUUUUGUCUAGGUCAAGGGUCGUUGGUUCAAGAAAGGUUUGAUGCUUCUACAGACUUUUUAGGACGAAUCAGUGGAAAUUCUUUCCCGUGUGAAAUUUGCAAAAUUGUGUACUCAUCUUCAGAAGACUUAAAGACUCACCAGAAAAGUCACAGAAAUGGCCAUGAGGAAUUCAGCUGUGAAGUUUGUUUUUUAGACUUCCAUAGUUCUGACCAACUACAUUGUCACAUGAUUGAUUUGCACAAAAAUCAGUUCAAACACAUGUGUUGUGAUUGUGGACGGGGAUUCAAUUGUUAUACAAGUUUCAACAAUCACAAUCGUCUGUUCCACAGAACAGAUUUGAAGUGUCCUGUGUGUGAUAUUUGUAGAAAAAUAUUCCCAUUUGAGAGUAAUCUUCGCCAACAUAGUAUAAAACAUUCAGGUGUGAGAGAGUUUAGGUGUGGACAGUGUGGUAAAUCCUUCAAAUACAAACAUACACUGAAAGAGCACAUAUGUACUUUGAACAUAGCCAGUUCAAAUAAGGCAGAACUCAAAUUAUACCACACGUAAGAUUUUAACAUUUAUAUGAGAUGUUCAUGAUGAAAUUUCAUACAUGUAUUGUCUGGUUGUUUUAUCAGCAGGGCAUUGGAGUUUUCAAUUAAGGUCAAGCACUGAAAUCAGUGUUGACUGACAUUAUUUAAUUGGUCCAUUUUAAACCAUGUCUGUGAAGGUCAUGUUACCAAAGGUCAUAGAUAAAUGACAUGAGGAUGAGUUAGAAUCACAUGUCUGGUUGAUAAGGAAGAAUUUUUGUGUUGACUUUCGGGUAUGGAUCUGUGCAUUAGAGCAUCAUCUCGUAGUUAAUCCAAUGACAAAAGAUGACUUCCUGUUUAACAUCUCCGUAAAGUCAAGGUAAUACAAUGAUUUGACUCCUGGUUAUAUGAUUAUGUUGUAGUUUGUCUUACUGUUUGAUGUUCUUGUGUGUGUUCACCUGUCUGAAGA